AUGUCAAUCAAAUCAGAAAAGGUUGAGGUGCCCCAAGCUGCUGAGUUUUUUGGCAAGCUGCUGUUCGACGACACAGAGGGCUGGCCGCUGACAGAUGCUGGCUACCAGUUGUCACCAAGCUGCAUCGUUGACCUCAGCAGGGGCCCAUUCAAUGGUGUGUUGACUUUAAGCACGGCUGGGAAAGAAAAAACACAUCUCUUGGAUCGGGACACAGAGAUGCAGGAUGUGGUGAACAAAGUUGUGGCUCGAGCAAAGAUUCUGAAAAGGCGUACCAGCUCUGACAAGAAUGCUUCCCCAGCGCUCCUAACAGCGCAGGCGCCCGGCUCUGGCAAGAGCCAUUUCCUGGCCGAGCUGGGGGUGAAGAUCCCGUCCCUCUGGGAUUUGGAUGGCCAGAAGCAGAGGCCUUUAGUUUCCGCGUUCACUUACGGUUCUGCCAUGGGCAACAAGUUGACCCAUGGAUCUGUUACGAGCACCAGCGAAGUGGACUUGGCGCAACGAGUUCUGUACGGCGCAGCCCAUCACAUGACAAGGGCUGGAUUGCACUGCACUUCUUGGAUGGGCUUCUUGGAUGCCAUCCAUGCCGCUGUUUCAUCCAGCAUUCUGGCGAGCCUUGUCAACCUCAAUGUUGUGGUAAAGAUCCUGCAUCACUUGCAUGGUGUUCGGCCCCUCGUGAUCCUUGCCCUGUCAGGUGGUUCUGUCGCUGGCUCCAUUGCGGACAUUGGAGACAUGGGAACGAACCUCCCACCCCAAUUCCGUGCAGAAGAGCUGGAGGAACUGCUGCAGUCGUGGGAGUUGGUGGACUGCCCUUCGGGCAGCUGUCUCAAGUCAGUGGCAUAA
Molecule: messenger RNA, 837 nt
Organism: Symbiodinium sp. CCMP2592
Lineage: Eukaryota; Dinophyceae; Suessiales; Symbiodiniaceae
Source: the annotation of a GenBank genome assembly